UACAUUUCUAUAAAGAAAAAAAACCCGUCAGUACAGUUUUUGAAGGGCUGCGAGACAAGGCUUACUCAAUCAUUUGCCUGCAACAUCAUUACCAGAACACUUUACAGAGUUAAUUUAUUUCUUGUUUUUCUGAGAAGUUUGAAUACUAACAAAGAACAAUGAUCUGGACGGUCUUUCUAUUACUUUCUUGUGUUACACUGGCUCAAUCCCAGGAUAACAGUUGCCCAGAUAUGCAUCAGUAUGAUUCACAUGGAGCGAAAGCUGUCGUAAAAUACCUGACAGUCGAGGCAACACCCGAUUCAAAGGCAGUGACAAAGCGAAAGGUUGUGUUGCCAGCGGGCUCAACCCUACUUCAAGGAAUGCUAGUCGCACAGUAUGAGGAUGAGCUUGGAGAAUUUAGAUUUGAAACCAGCUACCAUGCGCAGUAUGGUCACUUCAUGACGUCAAUCAACGGCGUCAAGAACAGUCAUCCAUUCUACUGGACUGUGUAUGAUGCUGACACCAAUACACCUCUAUCUUGUGGUGUCGACUCUACAUAUCCAGAACAUGACGAACACUUUCUCUGGAGAUAUGAAGAAUGCUGUACUGAGUAGUAUUAACAUUUCCAAAUUGUAGCUAAAACAAUAAUAAAAUAAUGAAGGAUUAUAUUGCAUUUCCAUAUUUUAUGAAUAAAAAGUAGUGUUGUCUCUGAAUGUCAAUAAAAUUUGAGUAUAGUUCCUAA
Anneissia japonica is the source of this 721-nucleotide messenger RNA. RefSeq lists its product as uncharacterized. Gene Ontology annotation, biological process: cobalamin transport. The record is from RefSeq and is a predicted model, not a curated record. Gene Ontology annotation, molecular function: cobalamin binding. The transcript has 4 exons. The coding region runs from base 159 to 593 and encodes 144 amino acids. Lineage: Eukaryota; Metazoa; Echinodermata; Crinoidea; Comatulida; Comatulidae.